CGAAUUUCACGGUGACGGUGGCUAUUACCAGAAGACAAACCAGAACAUGGUCAACUACUACCCCAACACCUAAAAAUCAGCCCUCUCUCUUCCUUCUCUCUCUCUUUCCUUUUAUCUGAUCUUGAAUUCCCUAUUUCACCGGCGACGAUAUGUCAGUCGCCGGAGCGAUUAACCCUGUACCAAUUGCACCCACCACUCGCCGCCGUGUCGGCGAUUCUCUAGACGUAAUCUCCGAACGACCCUCGAAUUCAUCUGACUACAGCAAUACAGUUAAUCAACCCAUCGUUGGAUCAACAGAUUUAGACGGUGGAGAUGCGAGCGGCCAAGACUCGUCACCAUCUUCGGAAAGCUCUGCUUCUUCUACUGGAUCUCAUUACCAUCACGAUCACUAUCACCGAUUUUACAAUCAUCCGGCGAUUCGUUACCUUCUUCUCCGAAAAUUCUGGAUUCCGUUUGGUGGUGGUGGUGGAUCGACGGUUAUGAUUGGUCAAGGGUUUAGAUCCGGGAGAAACGUGGGUCGUCGGAUCUUGGGUCUUCUAAUGGUGCUUGUGGUUGCGUCUGUGUUUCUUAGGGUCUACCUUAUGGGUGGUGUGCGUGUGGUUGAUCACGCUCGUUUGAAGGAGUUUGUUGUUGUUAGAACGCUUCGUGAUGAUUGGUCAAUGGCUCAACGUGAAGUUGCAGAGAACCAAGCUUCUUCUCAGCCAAUGCGUGUUCUCGAAAAACUUCCCAUUCCGGAAAUUUGGCAGAAACCUGAAAGAGGGAAUUACCGCCAAUGUGUGGCGCGUCCCAAGAACUACACAAGACUGUACCGCCAAACCAAUGGGUAUCUUUUAGUUCACGCAAAUGGAGGAUUGAAUCAGAUGAGAACUGGGAUAUGUGACAUGGUCGCUGUUGCCAAAAUCAUGAAUGCAACUCUUGUUCUUCCUCUGCUUGACCAUGAAUCUUUCUGGACUGACCCGAGCACGUUCAAAGAUAUUUUUGACUGGAGAAACUUCAUGAACGUAUUGAAACACGAUGUUGACAUUGUCGAGUACCUGCCUCCUCAGUAUGCCGCAAUGAAACCUCUUCUCAAGGCCCCUGUUUCUUGGUCCAAGGCUAGUUACUACAGAAGCGAAAUGUUGCCAUUGUUGAAACGUCACAAGGUGUUAAAGUUCAUGCUUACUGACUCACGGCUUGCUAACAAUGGCUUGCCACCAUCGAUCCAACGACUGAGAUGUCGUGCUAAUUACCAGGCACUGCUAUACACAAAGGAGAUUGAGGACCUAGGGAAGAUUUUGGUUAACCGGUUAAGAAACAAUAGUGAGCCUUAUAUAGCUCUGCAUUUGAGAUAUGAGAAGGACAUGCUUGCCUUUACAGGAUGCAACCACAAUCUUACAACUGAAGAUGCUGAAGAGCUGAGAAUCAUGAGGUACAGUGUCAAACAUUGGAAGGAGAAAGAGAUUGAUAGCCGAGAGAGACGGAUUCAAGGCGGAUGUCCAAUGUCUCCGCGAGAAGCAGCUAUAUUUCUAAAGGCCAUGGGAUAUCCGUCCUCCACCACUGUAUAUAUAGUUGCUGGUGAAAUCUAUGGAAGCAAGAGUAUGGAUGCUUUCCGUGCAGAGUACCCAAAUGUCUUCUCUCAUUCAACUCUUGCGACUGAAGAAGAGUUAGAGCCUUUCAGUCAAUACCAGAACCGCCUUGCUGCGUUGGACUACAUUGUGGCCCUUGAAAGUGAUGUUUUUGUGUAUACAUAUGAUGGUAAUAUGGCUAAGGCGGUACAAGGGCACAGAAGGUUCGAAGGGUUUAGGAAGUCCAUAAAUCCAGACAGGCUGAAUUUUGUUAGACUGAUAGAUCAUUUUGAUGAGGGUAUCAUAUCUUGGGAAGAGUUUUCUUCUGAGGUUAAGAGAUUAAAUAGAGACAGGAUUGGAGCGGCAUAUGCGAGACUGCCUGCUGCACUUCCCAGACUAGAGGAGAAUUUCUAUGCGAACCCACAACCCGAUUGCAUCUGUAACAAGUCUCAUCCUGAGCAGCUCAGGAAACAAUCAAGUCUAAGAACAGACUCAAAGAGCUGGAAGAAGAGUGCCUUAAGAUAGCAGUGAUACAGUAAUCGAAAAGAGUCAAGAUUGUGCAUCAGGACAUAGAACAAUCUGCUUCGAGUUUAUAGUCUUUGUACACUAUAGGAAACAGAGGUAACCUGAGUUUUUGGAAGAUUCAGACAGCUUGUAGGAUCGAUUUCACCAUACAGGAGCGUCAUGACUUGGGUCAGCUCGAGCAAGUUUGUGACCUUGCACGGGAAGCUGUGUAGAACAAAAGAGAGAUAUCAUG
Messenger RNA from Arabidopsis arenosa, 2301 nucleotides. The record is from the annotation of a GenBank genome assembly. NCBI's taxonomy places the organism in Eukaryota, Viridiplantae, Streptophyta, Magnoliopsida, Brassicales, Brassicaceae.